This is a messenger RNA of Colletotrichum karsti, 2289 nucleotides long. RefSeq lists its product as uncharacterized. The transcript is spliced from 2 exons. The record is from RefSeq and is a predicted model, not a curated record. NCBI's taxonomy places the organism in Eukaryota, Fungi, Ascomycota, Sordariomycetes, Glomerellales, Glomerellaceae.
CUGGUUCCCAAAGUUGCCAUUCCCUUGCCCGCCAAUCGUCUGGGGUUGGCUCUUCCCUGCCAGAUCCAGGUCGAAUCCGGAGAUUGUUCUAGCACCAUGGUUCGCUGUGCUCGAUCUAGGGCCCACGCCCACGACUUCGACGUCGUCGAAGACCACACGGCCUCUGCUUCCAACCAACACGCUUUAAUUAACGCAAACGUCACUCUUAGCUCCAAUCCCUUUGCUCUACUCGACAGACCUGACACUAACACCGAUCGAAGUCCCUCAGACUUCAUCGACUCGCUAACCGACAAACUCAAAGAGCUUCAUAUCUACAGUCCUGAGAAGAACCGCGGCGACACAUCAUUGCGGGAACGUUGCUUGACUCGAUCGACGAUUCACACUGAGAUCUUCCCGCCGUUCGAGGUUGUCCGGGAAGAAGCUGAAGAGUGUGACAACAGCGCGGUUGAGACCACUCAUGCGCAAGGACCAUUCCUUGCCAAAAGCCCUCGAGUGACCGACGACGGCGAGGGUGAUCCCUCGUUGGCUGAAACACACGCAUCAACGGCUGCUGCCACUCGCCAGGCACCAUUUGAAGCCAGCUUCCCCUCCGAAGAACACCAUUCACCGGGAAACAACCACUGUGUUCAAUUGUCCAUCGCGCGACACAAGGCAGGUCAGUAUGACUAUGUACUUUCAGUAGAUGCCUCAGCGACGCGUAUCAGAUCGUCCCAACACCAGGGCGACUCUUCGCAACGCUAUGGCUGCAAUCUUUUGUCGCAGCGCCAAUACUCCCCGGCUUCUGUCUGCAGUCAGGGCAAAGCGGCUAAUGCCUAUCGAUUCCUAGCUACGCCUCUAGGUGAUGAAGAACUCGUGCCACAAGACGCAUCGCCAAUCCUAGCCCAAGAAGAGAAUAUGGCCGUCGCCGAACCCAUUGUUCGACUUGUCUCUCCCAAUAUGGCUGGGAACCAAGCUGCAUUCAACAAGGACGGACAAUCAAAUGUCACCGUUGCCGUUGUUGAGCAGACUCAACAAAAGUCAACCGGCGGUCAUGAGCAUGUGAAGGAGUCGUCGGUCGAGGUCAUCGACCACCCGAAGACACGGGUCAUUUCCGUCUCGACAGAUGAAAGCAGCGACCUGGCUCCUUCCACGCCAUCGCGAUCAACCUCAGCCAGUUCGCAGUCACGCAUCGAGGAUUCUCUGGAAGCCAUUGAUAGACUCGAAGAGCAGCUAGAACUAGUAGAUGCCGCCAUCACACCACCAAGCAAAUCCCGUCGACACCAGAUGUUGACUGUCGAAUCUUCAUCUGCGAAAAAGACCGACAUCGGACGUACAGGCCCUUUCGUGAAGCGCGAGCAACCCACCAAGGCCGGCUUCAAGCCCGCCGUUUCGCAGGCGCGCGCAGCGCAGAGACAGUCGAUCGCAGUCGUCACCGCGAAAGCAACUCCGGAGUCCCCGGUCAAGGCGGUCACCAAGCGGGCUUCUGUGUCCCGUCCGACCAGCUUACUGCCACCCAAAUCUCCCGCAAAAUCCACCAAGGCGCCCACGAAGCCCUCCUUUGAACUCCCGGGAGAGGCUGUCGCUAGACGUCUCAAGGAGCAACGCGAAGCCCGUCGGGCGGCUCAAGAGACAGCCACGGCUGCCGCAGUGCCUCAAAGAACUAGAUCGACCAAAGCACCGACCCGUCCCAACUUUGAGCUUCCCGGAGAGCGAAUCUCCCAGCGCAAGAGGGAGGAGCAACAGGCUAAGCUGAAGGCGGAAGAAGAGAGACAACGACAACGUCGUGAGUUCAAGGCGCGCCCUAUCAAAGCAAACCUCAACUCUGCCUCUUACCCUCGAGAGACCGCCACUAGCCGUGCUCGUCAGGGCAAGGGUUCCGAGCCGGUGGAAGUUGAACAGAGUCCUCCCAAGCGCUCCUCGAUCUUGGGCACUCCCCGGACGCCACUCACGAGGUCUGGAUCAAUUAGAUCUCCGCAGUCUCGAGGCAGAGGCAUAUCCCAGGCUACGACUGCCUCGGAGGCCAGCCGCGCGACCUCGACAUCCACGAGCAGCAUGAGUGGCAAGCGUAGCACGCUCUCCGCCGAGGAACUGGAACAGCAGAAGCUUAAGGGCAGAGCGGUUUUCCAGCGCGACAAUUGCUACGUGGAAGACAAGGAGAGAGAACGCCGUGAACGCGAAAUCAACGCCAAGCUUGCUCGCGAGCAGGCUGCCGAACGUUCUAGACAAGCGAGUCGAGAAUGGGCCGAGAAACAACGACAACGACGCAAGGAGCUUGCUGCUGCUGAUGCGGUAGUCCAAAGAGCCAAUUAG